CAGAUAUUUCCGGGGAGAUUCUGUACUCAGACUCCAGCAAGCAGUCCCUGGUUUUUGGAAUGGAGUCCCGUAUCCCAGAGAACAGUGAGGUUACCAUGGCUGAACUCAAGCUCUUCAAGAAACCCCCUAAAAUCAUGAACGUUCCAGAAAGGAGAUUCCACCGACCUGUCAACAAUGCCAGAGUUAGUGUGUAUUAUGUGGAGAUAUUGAAAGAUGGCACCAACAGAACCUCCCUGGUGGACUCUAGGCUUGUGCCAAUCAUGGAGUCGGGCUGGAGGAGCUUUGACGUGACCCAGGCUGUGCAUUACUGGAUGAGAAGUGGUGGACAGUCAUCAAUGCACUUAGAGAUCCACGUGGAUGGGGAGCGACAUGGAAGUCAUGCAUCUGAGAUGGCAAAGAUGGUUCGUUUCACCACCCAGAGCCCAUCAGACAACUCUCUGGGAAAACCAGAGCUUGUCCUGUUUACUCUCAACCUCAAUGAGCAGGGGACCCGUGGAGACUGCUCAGCAUCAGGUGCCAAGAAAGACAACAUCUGCUGCAGAGAGGAAUAUUUCAUUAACUUUCGGGAACUUACCUGGACACAGUACUGGAUUAUUGAGCCAGCAGGAUACAACGCUUUUCGGUGCACUGGAAGUUGCAAGCAACCAAAGUACCCCUUGUCUCAUUAUCACUAUGGACAGAGAACAUGCGCCGUGGUGGAAAGCGCCCCACUACCCGUAAUGUACCUGGUCAAAAAGGGAGACUACACGGAAAUCGAAGUGGCGGAGUUCCCUAAUAUGAUUGUCGAAAAAUGCGGUUGCACAAUGGACAAUAUCGCUAUCAUAUGACAGAUGGCAGCACUAAGUUCAUGCAGAUCCGGUGUGUGUAGUACUUGCAAAUGUGCUCUUAGUAACCAGGCAUGUGUUCAGUGCUGGCAGGGGCCCAUUUCGUAAAGUAGGACUGAGCGCCUUUUGGCCUCUACAGCUUUUAAAAGGAUGCUGUGAGUUGUACUUUAACAGCAGGGUUGCAGUUUGGGCAAACUGAUGUAAUGUGCACCCUGCUGUCACCAUCUUGCCCUACUGACAGGUGUUAGUUACUACUGUAGGUGCUGCCUCAAAGGGAUGUGGAGGGCCCAGUGCAGCUGCCCCUGCACUUACCCUGAAGACAGCCCUGUUAGCAACGGAACCGUAAGAAUAUGGUUUUACCUAGACCAAAUCUUACUACUCCUUCUGGGAGUUUGUAAAAGCAGCGACAAUUUCCGAUCUCAGUAAUGUCUGUGGCAGAAUGAUAGAAGCAUUUAGAGAAGCACUUACCUGUAAAUAGACUAAUAUAGAUAUUUAUCUCUCGUUGACUCAGCCACACUGCGGCAUGGAGAUGGCUCAUAAAAUAUAAAUUUGACAGAGGUAUUUCUAUUGGAAGAUCAUUUCAGCAUAUUUUUUAAAUUCUAUAAAUAUAUAUAUAACGGAAACUUUAAUCAAACAAUAAAGUUUGUGAUGAAAAUA
Molecule: messenger RNA, 1481 nt
Organism: Xenopus laevis (African clawed frog)
Lineage: Eukaryota; Metazoa; Chordata; Amphibia; Anura; Pipidae
Gene: lefty1.S
Product: left-right determination factor S homeolog
Biological process (GO): anterior/posterior axis specification; BMP signaling pathway
Cellular component (GO): extracellular region
Molecular function (GO): transforming growth factor beta receptor binding; growth factor activity; cytokine activity
Source: RefSeq, marked provisional